Molecule: messenger RNA, 441 nt
Organism: Alnus glutinosa
Lineage: Eukaryota; Viridiplantae; Streptophyta; Magnoliopsida; Fagales; Betulaceae
Exons: 1
Coding region: 1-441 (146 amino acids)
Source: RefSeq, a predicted model, not a curated record
AUGGAACUUGACAUGGCACUCCGUGUGGACGAAUCACCCACCCUCACGGACACAAGUACGCCACAAGAAAUUGCAAAGCAUAAGCGGUGGGAGCGAUCUAAUCGCUUAAGUAUCAUGUUUAUGAAAUCUUACGUCAUAAAGGGCAUUAGAGGUUUUAUCCCAGAAAGCCAUAAGGCAAACGAGUUCAUCCAAGCCAUUGAGGAACAAUUUUUUAGUUCCGUUAAGGCAUUGGCAAGCAUCGUGAUGAAGAAGCUUUCAAGCAAAACCUUCGAAAAUUUCAGAAUUGUACGAAAGCUCAUUAUGGAAAUGAGGGACAUGUCUGCUCAAUUGAAGUCUCUAGAGGUUGAUAUAUUUGAGUCAUUUUUUGUUCAUUUCAUCUUGAACUCUCUCCCUUUUGAAGACACUCCAUUUAAGAUAUCCUAUAACACACAUAAGUAUUAA